AUGUCUCAACUCUUGCAUCCUAGGGAUCCCAUCGACGUUCUCUAUUCUACAUCGGCUGCUCCUCACAGUCUGAUCCCUCACGCAGACCCGACAAUCCCAACGCCUGAGGCUCUCAUCGCUCUUCCUCAACUAUCCCUUCAAGCCGUCAACCCCACCGGCCCCACCCGCAACCAAGCCCUGUCUCCCACCUCCAUGGUUCCGCAGCAGGGCCGUGACAAGCCAAGAUCGACAAGGCGGUACAAGCUGGCAUCGAAGGAGCUUGCAUCGUCAGCCAAGAUACCCACACUGUCCAUGACGGGACCGAACUCGAUUCGCGGCCAGCAGUGUGUUGUCAUGUGA
Ascochyta rabiei is the source of this 339-nucleotide messenger RNA. RefSeq lists its product as uncharacterized. NCBI's taxonomy places the organism in Eukaryota, Fungi, Ascomycota, Dothideomycetes, Pleosporales, Didymellaceae. The coding region runs from base 1 to 339 and encodes 112 amino acids. The transcript has a single exon. The record is from RefSeq and is a predicted model, not a curated record.